CAUUUCGGUAACACCACUGAUAGAACUUGCAUCAUGUCGGGAAUUGUGCUUUACGGAUUGGACAUCAGCCCACCGGUGAGGUCCUGCCAGCUGACCCUGCGGGCCCUGGAGCUGGACUACGAGUUCAAGGAGGUGGAUCUGCUGGCUGGCGAUCACAAGAAGGAGGAGUUCCUCCAGAAGAAUCCCCAGCACACCAUUCCCCUGCUGGAUGACAAUGGAACCCUGAUCUGGGACUCCCAUGCCAUUGUCUGCUACUUGGUGGACAAGUAUGCCAAUUCGGAUGAGCUGUAUCCCAAGGAUCUGGUGAAGCGGGCCCAGGUUAACCAGCGCCUGUACUUCGAUGCCAGUGCCCUGUUCAUGGCUCUGCGGAAUGUCUGUGCUCCGUAUUUCUACGAGAAUGUCACCGAGAUAUCCAAGGAGAAGGCCAACAACAUCCGGGAUGGUUACGGCCAUCUCGAGACCUUCCUCGGCGAGAAUUCCUUUGUGAAUGGAGAGACCCUGACGGUGGCGGAUUUCUGCUGUGCGGCCACCGUGUCCUCGCUUCCGGCCUUCGUGGAGCUGGACGCUGAGAAGUAUCCGAAGAUCACCGCCUGGCUGGAGCGCCUCCAGGAGCUGCCCUUCUACGAGGAGGCCAACGGGGCGGGGGCCAGGAAGUACGUGGACUUGUUGAAGGACAAGCUGACUCUCCUGUAAGCAGGUCGUUCCCACAAUUACCGAGUGUCCUGGGACAUUUAUUUUUCAGUCCAACUAAUUAAAGAAAGUUGUUGAC
This is a messenger RNA of Drosophila bipectinata, 769 nucleotides long. RefSeq names its product glutathione S-transferase 1-like. The record is from RefSeq and is a predicted model, not a curated record. Gene Ontology annotation, molecular function: glutathione transferase activity. Gene Ontology annotation, biological process: glutathione metabolic process. NCBI's taxonomy places the organism in Eukaryota, Metazoa, Arthropoda, Insecta, Diptera, Drosophilidae.